AGAGAGAGCCCAAAGUAUCUAUUCUCUCUCUCUCUUUCUCUUUCUCUUUCUUUCUUUCUUUCUCUCUCUUUCUCUCAGCGCUCCAUCUUGGUAUCUGAUUGAGAGCACCCAAACCCUAGAUCGAUCGCAACAACGGAAGAGCUCCAGCUGGUAUUUCAUUUGUGACCACUUGUAGAGAUUGAUUGUUGCUCCAUAGAUGAUAAUCUGGCUGAAUUUCAAGAAGGAUAGGUGCAACGGAGGUUGAUAAUGUGAGAUUUUGCGUUGAAGCUAAGAAUAAGGCUAGGUAUUAUUGGUUUUCUUUGCAGAAGUCUCUAGUAUUUGUGCCUUGGAUGUCUUGUCUCACAUGCCCUGUUUCUUGAAUGGAUACCGGAGUUUGAGCUGUAGCUGGAAAUCUUAGUAGGAUGUCCACUUCGCAUGAGAAGUGGAUUGAUGGACUUCACUUCUCAUCGUUGUUCUGGCCUCCUCCCCAAGAUGAGCAACAGAGGCAGGCACAAACUAUGGCCUAUGUCGAAUAUUUUGGGCAGUUCACUUCAGAGCAAUUUCCAGAAGAUGUGGCCCAGCUAAUUCAGAACAAUUACCCUUCUAAAGAAAAGCGCCUUCUGGAUGAAGUAUUGGCCACUUUUGUUCUUCAUCACCCAGAGCAUGGGCAUGCUAUGGUUCAUCCAAUUCUUUCCUGUAUAAUUGAUGGCACAUUGGUUUAUGACAAGAAUGAUCCUCCAUUCUGUUCUUUCAUUUCUUUAGUGAGUCAAAGUACAGUGAAAGAGUUCCCUGAACAAUGGGCUUUGGCAUGUGGAGAAAUUUUGCGGGUGUUAACUCACUACAACCGUCCAAUUUACAAGACUGAAGUUCAAAACAGUGAAAUAGAGAGGAGUAGCAGUGGCAGUCAAGCCACAACAAGUGAUGCACAUGAAGGAGAAGCCUGUCAAUCAAUGGUUCAGGAACAUGACCGAAAACCAUUGCGACCUUUAACUCCAUGGAUUACAGAUAUAUUGCUUGCUGCACCUUUGGGGAUUAGAAGUGACUAUUUUCGCUGGUGCGGUGGGGUCAUGGGAAAAUAUGCAGCUGGUGGAGAAUUAAAGCCUCCUACAACUGCAUCUAGUCGUGGAUCAGGAAAGCACCCUCAACUUAUGCCAUCCACUCCAAGAUGGGCUGUUGCCAAUGGGGCUGGUGUAAUAUUAAGUGUUUGUGAUGAGGAAGUUGCUCGUUAUGAAAGUGCAUAUCUUACAGCAGCUGCUGUUCCUGCACUUCUGCUCCCUCCUCCUACAACCGCCUUAGAUGAGCAUCUAGUAGCAGGGCUACCAGCCCUCGAGCCUUAUGCUCGUUUAUUUCAUCGGUACUAUGCAAUUGCCACUCCAAGUGCGACACAAAGACUUUUGUUAGGACUUCUUGAGGCACCACCGUCUUGGGCUCCAGAUGCACUUGAUGCGGCUGUUCAACUUGUGGAACUUCUCAGAGCAGCUGAGGAUUAUGCAUCUGGCAUGAGGCUCCCAAGAAAUUGGAUGCAUCUGCACUUUUUACGGGCAAUAGGAACUGCAAUGUCAAUGAGGGCUGGUAUUGCUGCUGAUGCCGCCGCUGCUUUACUUUUCCGCAUACUUUCACAGCCUGCAUUGCUUUUUCCUCCAUUGAGGCAUGCCGAGGGAGUUGAAAUUUAUCAUGAUGCAUCAUCUCAUAAAAAACAGCAGGUGGAAGCUCCUAUAGCAGAAGCCACCACUGAAGCUACUGCACAAGGAAUUGCUUCAAUGUUGUGUGCCCAUGGCCCAGAUGUCGAAUGGAGAAUAUGCACCAUUUGGGAAGCUGCUUAUGGCCUCCUUCCCUUGAGUUCCUCCUCUGUUGAUUUGCCUGAAAUCAUAGUUGCAACUCCACUGCAACCUCCUGCUUUGUCAUGGAGUUUAUAUUUGCCUCUGCUUAAAGUUCUGGAAUAUCUCCCCAGAGGAAGUCCGUCUGAAGCAUGUCUCAUGAGAAUCUUUGUGGCAACUGUGGAAGCAAUUUUGCGAAGAACUUUUCCGCCAGCAACAUCCACUGAGCACGCCAGAAAGUCAAGUCAUCAUGGUGGCAUGUGGUCUACUGCUAAAAGCCUUGCUGUUGCUGAGCUUCGUACUAUGAUUCACUCAUUAUUUUUGGAAUCAUGUGCCUCCAUGGAUCUUGCCUCCCGCUUGCUGUUUGUCGUGCUGACAGUGUGUGUCAGUCAUGAAGCUUUGCCCAAUGGAAGUAAGAGACCCACUGGUUCUGAAAGUCAUUCUAAUGGUGCAAUUACAGAAGAACCUCAAACUGUCAAUGGAAAGGAACCAAACAGAUUUAAAACCAGGAAGAAGCAAGGACCUGUAGCAACAUUCGAUUCAUAUGUUUUGGCUGCUGUAUGUGCUUUGGCUUGUGAACUUCAGUUAUUCCCACUGAUCGCAAAAAAUGGUAUACAAUCAGAUCCUAAAGAUACUACCAGGAUGGCCAAGGGUAUAAAAAGUAAUGGAGUAACUUCUGACUUGCAAAAUGGCAUUGGCUCAGCUAUUUGUCACACUCGUAGAAUUCUUGGAAUACUGGAAGCUCUUUUCUCGUUGAAGCCAUCUUCAGUGGGUACAUCUUGGAGCUACAGUUCAAAUGAGAUUGUUGCCGCAGCUAUGGUUGCUGCUCAUGUUUCCGAGUUAUUUGUACGAUCAAAAGCAUGCAUAAAUGCCCUCUCCAUUCUGAGGCGAUGCAAGUGGGACACUGAGAUUUCAACCAGAGCAUCUUCAUUGUACCAUCUAAUCGACAUACAUGGCAAAACUGUUGCUUCCAUUGUUAAUAAGGCAGAACCAUUUGAAGCACAUUUGGUGCUCACACCUGCAUGGAAGGAGGAUACAAUGCGGUUAAGCACAAGAAAGUCAAUGGCUUCAGCAAGCAGUAGCAGCUCUGGACCAGAGAAUAAGCUACUCUUGCAAUCCAAGGGUAGUUCUUCGGGUGCAUUUUUAGAAUCUGAAAAGGCCAAAUUACUAAAUGAUGCUAUGUUGAGGACAACAGGGAAAAACAUGGCAAAUUUACCCGUGGAUGCAUCGGAUUUGGCAAACUUUCUUACAAUGGAUAAAAAUACAGGGUAUAAUUGUGGUGCACAAGCUCUUUUAAGAUCGGUCAUUGCCGAGAAACAGGAGUUAUGUUUCUCUGUGGUUUCCUUGUUAUGGCACAAAUUAAUUGCGGCUCCAGAAACCCAAAUGAGUCCUGAAAGUACUUCUGCUCAGCAGGGGUGGAGGCAGGUAGUGGAUGCAUUGUGUGAUGUUGUUUCUGCAUCACCAACAAAAGCAACAACGGCAAUUGUUCUCCAGGCUGAAAAGGAUUUGCAACCCUGGAUUGCUAGAGACGAUGAACAGGGUCAGAAAAUGUGGAUAAUCAACCAGCGCAUUGUAAAGUUGAUUGUGGAACUAAUGAGAAAUCAUGACAGCCCGGAAGCGCUGAUAAUUCUGGCAAGUGCUUCAGAUCUGCUCCUCCGUGCCACUGAUGGGAUGCUUGUCGAUGGUGAAGCUUGCACUCUACCACAACUAGAGCUCCUGGAAGUAACAGCUAGAGCAGUUCACCUUGUGAUUGGUUGGGGAGAAUCAGGCUUAGCAGUUGCAGAUGGCCUUUCAAAUCUUUUAAAGUGUCGUUUAUCUGCCACGGUCCGCUGCCUUUCUCAUCCAAGCGCACACGUCCGUGCUCUCAGCACGUCAGUUCUUCGUGAUAUCAUGCAAGGCAGCUCAGCCAAGUCCAGUAGCCUCAAAAACAAAGAAAGGAAUGGGAUUUGCGACCACCCGUAUCGGUGCAUGAGCAUAGGCACAAUCGACUGGCACGCGGACAUUGAUAAGUGUAUCAAGUGGGAAGCUCACAGCAGGCUCGCGACUGGAUUAACACUCGUGUUCCUUGAUGCUGCUGCCAAGGACUUAGGCUGCCUCCUUCCAUGUUGAUAAGCAUCCACAGAUCGAUUCGCUGCAGUAUAUAGCAUUUGGGGAUAUACUAGAUUCAUAUUCUGGAGCCCCUCUGCAGUCUGCUUCAUUCUAUGAUGAUGAUAAUCAUUAUAACAGCUCAGUAUUCACAAGACAUGGAAACUGAUUGCAUUUAUAAGCGCUUUUAUUUUUUUCUUUUCUUUUUUUUUUUCCUAUUAACUUAAAUGGUUUGAAGGAUUCAAAGUAGACUGAAGUAUAAGAUGUAGAUUAUGAUCACUGUUGUGUAGAUAGAUAAUUAAGCAACAUCUCAAUACCACAGCCAUUAAGUGCUGUGGAAACUACGGUUCUUUCAGUAUUUGGACCGGAAGUCUAUUUUUCAGCCCUUCUAAUUUGUUAUGACAUUCCAGCCUGAGUUAAUUCAGGUUGUGUUGUUGUUUGUUUCUCA
This is a messenger RNA of Dioscorea cayenensis subsp. rotundata (Guinea yam), 4329 nucleotides long. Its product is annotated as protein GIGANTEA. Gene Ontology annotation, biological process: regulation of circadian rhythm; response to stress; regulation of long-day photoperiodism, flowering. The transcript has 15 exons. The coding region runs from base 402 to 3905 and encodes 1167 amino acids. Gene Ontology annotation, cellular component: nucleus. Lineage: Eukaryota; Viridiplantae; Streptophyta; Magnoliopsida; Dioscoreales; Dioscoreaceae. The record is from RefSeq and is a predicted model, not a curated record.